Molecule: messenger RNA, 1050 nt
Organism: Myotis lucifugus (little brown bat)
Lineage: Eukaryota; Metazoa; Chordata; Mammalia; Chiroptera; Vespertilionidae
Product: adenylate kinase 8-like
Exons: 10
Coding region: 1-1050 (349 amino acids)
Biological process (GO): nucleoside triphosphate biosynthetic process
Cellular component (GO): cytoplasm
Molecular function (GO): nucleoside diphosphate kinase activity; ATP binding; AMP kinase activity
Source: RefSeq, a predicted model, not a curated record
AUGGGAGUUCUGGGCGGGGAGAGCCUGACCAUCGGGAGCCCCCUGCAGCCCGCAGCUGUGUUCCAUGUGCAUAGAAAUGCCCUGCCGAAGAUCGUGAUCCUGGGCCCGCCCGCCUCGGGGAAGACAACCAUCGCCAUGUGGCUCGCCAAGCACCUGAAGACCAGCCUCCUCACCAUGGACAGCCUGCUGGCCAUGGACCACUCGGAGCUGGCCGAAGGGGCCCGGAGGCACUACGAGAGGAAGAGGUCGGUGCCCAGCAUGCUGCUCGUCAGACUGGUCCAGGAGCGCCUGCUCCAGGACGACUGCAUCAGCCGGGGCUGGAUCCUGGACGGCAUCCCCGAGACGCGGGAGCAGGCGAUGAUGGUCCAGACCCUCGGGAUCACCCCCAGGCACGUCAUCGCGCUGAGCGCCCCGGACACGGUCCUGAUUGAAAGGAACUUGGGGAAGAGAAUUGACCCUCAAACUGGAGAGAUCUACCACACCACCUUCGACUGGCCCCCCGAGCCUGAGGUCCAGAACCGCCUGGUGGUGCCCGAGGGCAUCUCGGAGCGGGAGACGGUGCAGAGGCUGCUGCGGCACCACAGGAACAUCGUCAGGGUGCUGCCCUCGUACCCCGGGGUCCUGAAGGUCAUCAGCGCCGACCAGCCCUGCGUGGACGUCUUCUACCAGGCUCUGACCUACGUCCAGACCAACCGUCGGUCCAACGCCCCCUUCACGCCCCGGGUGCUGCUCUGCGGGCCGGUGGGCAGCGGGAAGAGCCUGCAGGCCGGGCUCCUGGCCCAGAAGUACGGCCUCGUCAACCUGUGCUGCGGGCAGCUGCUGAAGGAGGCCGUGGCCGACAACUCCAGGCAGGGCAAGGCCAUCCAGCCCUUUUUUGAAAAGGAGAUGACAGACCCACAGGCCUCAAGCUCUCGUUCCUGCCUGAAUCGGUGGCGACUCCGUGGCCUCCUUCCCUGGGCACCUCCCACCACAGGGCCCCGCGCUUCCCAGGAAAGCGGCCCUCCGCCCCUGCCCACUGGGCGCCGGGUCCCCAGAUUUCACUUCAUGUGA